This is a messenger RNA of Oncorhynchus kisutch (coho salmon), 3846 nucleotides long. RefSeq names its product alpha-(1,6)-fucosyltransferase. NCBI's taxonomy places the organism in Eukaryota, Metazoa, Chordata, Actinopteri, Salmoniformes, Salmonidae. Gene Ontology annotation, cellular component: Golgi cisterna membrane. Gene Ontology annotation, biological process: protein N-linked glycosylation. The coding region runs from base 578 to 2323 and encodes 581 amino acids. The transcript is spliced from 11 exons. Gene Ontology annotation, molecular function: glycoprotein 6-alpha-L-fucosyltransferase activity; protein binding. The record is from RefSeq and is a predicted model, not a curated record.
UAGAGGCCAAGCAGAGCGGAGUGACUACUCGGGCUCGCGUAGCAGUCUCCCUUCCCAGUUCCUGUUUCCGCCUUUCAGUCUUCAGACAGCUUAACAACUUAAAGCAUCAUCGCCAGGCAGAAAAUAGACCUUGAAGAAAUCCAAGCUUUAUGAGGUAAAGCCCGAAAGAAGUUGCCCUCUGAAGUCCGUUGUGAGUGGUCUGUGAGGCGUGUGUUAAGAGGGAAGUAUUCUACAAGGCCACUUCAUAGAGACCCAGAGAGACAUCUGUCAAUCAGUCAGUCAGGACUACAGAGACACAGAGGGUGACAGACCAGACUACCAGACCCAGGAUCAGCACACGCCCAGUCCAGCCUAGACCAGAGAGGACUCGGACAUCCUAACUCCCUGGAGGAACCAUAGCCAUGCAUUAACUAACCCCACCAACCCUACCUGAACUACCUUUCACCAUCUCCGUCCCCCCCCCCCCCCCUACGCCCUCCGGCAUUCUCACCAUGCCUCAAGGCCUAUUGUGACGGGAGUGCUGUUCACCCCCCCCCCCAUCCCUCACCCCUCCACCCCAGCCCCAGAGGGGUGAAAGAUGCGCCCAUGGGCAGGUUCGUGGCGCUGGAUCAUGCUCGUGCUCCUGGCGUGGGGCACACUGCUGUUCUACAUCGGAGGUCACCUUGUGAAGGACAGCGAGCAUCCGGAGAGAUCCAGCAGGGAGCUGUCCAAGAUCCUGGCCAAGCUGGAGAGACUGAAACAGCAGAACGAAGACCUGAGACGCAUGGCUGAGACACUCAGGUUACCAGAGGGCCAGUCUGACGGGGGCCCGGUGGUGAGUGCAGGCAGACUGCGGAUCCUGGAGGAACAAUUGAUCAGAGCUAAGGAACAGAUCAACUCCUACCGCAGCCUGCCUGGAGACGGGCCAGGUAGGAACCAGGAAGAGCUGCGGAGGAAGAUAGAGAACGGGGUGAAGGAGAUCUGGUACUUUGUCCGCAGUGAGGUCAAGAAGCUGGGUCACAUGGAGCAGGGGGACCUGCAGAAACACAUUGACACACUGCUGCAGGAGCUGGGACACCAGCAGAGGUCCAUCAUGACUGACCUGCACUACCUGAGCCAGGCUGACGGAGCAGGAGACUGGAGAGAGAAGGAGGCCAAGGACCUGUCUGACCUGGUACAGAACAGGAUCACAUACCUCCAGAACCCCCAGGACUGCUCCAAAGCCAGGAAGCUGGUGUGUAACAUCAACAAGGGCUGUGGCUACGGCUGCCAGCUGCACCACGUGGUCUACUGCUUCAUGAUCGCCUACGGCACCCAGCGUACCCUCAUCCUGGAGUCCCAGAACUGGCGCUACGCCACGGGAGGCUGGGAGACCGUCUUCCUCCCGGUCAGUCAGACGUGCACCGAGCGCACCGGGGUCACCACCGGACACUGGUCAGGCGAGGCUAACGACAAAGACGUCCAGGUGGUAGAGUUACCAAUCGUGGACAGCCUGCACCCCCGCCCCCCCUACCUGCCCCUAGCCAUUCCCGAGGACCUGGCCCAGCGCCUCCACCGGCUCCAUGGUGACCCUUCCGUCUGGUGGGUGUCUCAGUUUGUCAAGUACCUGAUCCGGCCCCAGGCCUGGCUGGAGAAGGAGAUCCAGGACACCACCGCCAAACUGGGCUUUAGGCACCCCAUCAUAGGGGUCCAUGUGAGACGGACAGACAAGGUGGGGACAGAGGCAGCCUUCCACCCUAUAGAGGAGUACAUGGUACAUGUAGAGGACCAUUUCCAACACCUAGCCAGGCGCAUGCUAGUGGACAAGAAGAGAGUCUACUUGGCCACUGACGACCCCUCACUACUACAGGAGGCCAAGGCUAAGUACCCAGAAUAUGAGUUCAUCAGUGAUAACUCCAUCUCGUGGUCUGCUGGGCUGCAUAACCGCUACACCGAGAACUCUCUGAGAGGAGUCAUCCUAGAUAUUCACUUCCUGUCCCAGACAAACUUCCUGGUCUGCACCUUCUCCUCACAGGUGUGCCGUGUGGCCUAUGAGAUCAUGCAGACCCUCCAUCCUGACGCCUCAUCUCACUUCCACUCCCUGGAUGACAUCUACUACUUCGGGGGCCAGAACGCCCACAACCAGCUAGCCGUGUACGCCCACCAGCCCCGGAGCUCCGACGACAUCCCCCUAGAGCCCGGCGACCUGAUCGGGGUGGCGGGGAACCACUGGGACGGCAACUCCAAGGGCAUCAACCGCAAGACGGGCCGCACCGGCCUCUACCCGUCCUACAAGGUGAAGGAGAAGAUCGAGACCGUAAAGUAUCCCACGUACCCCGAGGCAGACAAGAUGCUGAAUCAGUAGAGAGAGACUGAGAUACAGACUGCUGCCCAGACAGACACUGCUAACUUAUGAGAGAAAACGUGGACCUUUAGCCCGAGAGAGGGGACGAAGGGGAAUGCACUUUGAAUGAGUGUGGGUCUUGGUCAGUUGAAGUGUGUAUGAGUGUGUGUGUGUGCGCGUUUGUGAAAUGCGGCAUGCGGAGUAUCUACAGGGUAUCUGACUUACUCCUCACCAACCUGACCCUCCGGGACUAGGACCCUCCAGUGACUAACUCCGUCAGGGGGGUAAAAUAAAAGACUACAAUUAGCAAAGAAAUGAAAGAAAAAACGUAAAUAAGGAAUAAACAAAUGAUAGCACUCCGGUGGAAUGAUGAAGGGAUCGCCCAAUCAGAGCUCUUUAUUUAAAUAAUAGUUGAAGUGACUGAGAAACCUCAGAAUGAUGACUGAAAAAAUAACUACAAAGAGAACUAAUUGUGAACUGUAAGAGCCAACAAACAAACUCUUGACUUUCGCCUCUCCCCUUGUGCUGUUCUCUUCUCUUCUUGUGGACAUUGGUUGUAGCCAAUUGUUUUCUUUCUUCCUUUCCUUCCUGCCCCUGCUUCCUCUCCUCCUUUCACUCCUUUCUUCACUCACUCCGUUUCAACUUACGCCAACUCAUGCAUUUUUUUCUGUCCCACCCUCUAUUAAUUUUUCACCGCCAUAUUGUGCUUUUGGAUAAGUGAUUUUAAUGUUUUUAGUUGUUGUCGUUGGUGGGUGCGAGAGUGUGCGAGAGUGUGAGCAUUCAAGCAUGUGUGUGGGGUGUGUGUGAGUCCAAAUAGGGUGCCUACUAAGGAAAAUGGCUUCUGUACUUCUUCUCUCCAAGUGUCUCUGUUUUUGUUUGUGUCAAAGUGACGUCAGAGCCAUAAGGACCCAGGCCUUGCCAUGCAGAUACUGCACAUGCAGAAUAAUACAUACUGUACAUAAGAGAAAACGGUGUAUGCAGAAUACCACAUUCAGAAUACUGUAUAUGCAGAAUACUACAUGUAGGAUACUGUAUAUGCAGAAUACUACAUGUAGGAUACUGUAUAUGCAGAAUACUACUUGUAGGAUACUGUAUAUGCAGAAUACCACAUUCAGAAUACUGUACAUACAGAAUACUACAUGCAUAAUAGAGAACUGUAUAUGCAGAAUACUGUAUAUGCAGAUUACUAUAUAUGCAGAAUACUGUAUAUGCAGAAUACUAUAUAUGCAGAAUACUGUAUAUGCAGAAAACUGUACACUCCAGUCCAGACUCACUUAACUGUGUCUUACUCAUUUUCUGUUGUUCAUGUCCUUUUUAAAAUGUUAUUUUAAUGUUAUUGAAUUUGAAAGAAAAAUUAAAAUUGACAACUACACUUUAAAAGAUUACAAACAAUGAUUAUUUACGUAUGAUGAUGAUAGCAUUGAUGAAGAUGAUGAUUAACGAAGAAUAUGAUUAUUGUCCACCAUGAAGACAUGUUCAUAUUUUAUGUUUCUGGGCAUUGUCUUUGAUAAAAGCAGAUCAAAUAAAGUGAUCGGCUCAACUUG